Molecule: messenger RNA, 3071 nt
Organism: Scophthalmus maximus (turbot)
Lineage: Eukaryota; Metazoa; Chordata; Actinopteri; Pleuronectiformes; Scophthalmidae
Gene: dhh
Product: desert hedgehog signaling molecule
Exons: 3
Coding region: 740-2125 (461 amino acids)
Biological process (GO): cell-cell signaling; smoothened signaling pathway; multicellular organism development
Molecular function (GO): calcium ion binding; patched binding
Source: RefSeq, a predicted model, not a curated record
AGAGGAAGGGAGGGCGAUCUCGUCCGGACACUCAUAAGACCCAAUGGCUGAUGCAAGGUGGCCAGGAGCGCACGGACGCGACACAAGACGGUGGACUAAAGGGAGGAGGGGGGACAGAAAAAAAAAAGAAAGACCCCAACAUCCCCAGCAAAGGCAUUUCUGGAGGGACGAGAGAGGACGAGAGAGUCCGUGUAGGGACUUUGCAGGGGAGUCGAUCAUCGAGCCGUCGGAGCGUCAGGCGUGCGUCACGUUGUGUGGAGAGAGAGAGAGAAGAGGUCGGCCUCAGAAACACCUGCGUGGUGGACAGGUGACCUCCCGAGGCACCGAGGAGCAGCUGGGACUUGGUGAAAGCUUGGGACGGAAAACUUCACAGGAGAUGUCACGUCUCCCCACUUCUGAAUCACCGAUGCCACACUUCAGCCAAUCAGAUCAUUCGAUGUGCUUCCGCUCAGGUCAAUCGCCAGAAACAGUCAACUUGGACACAGAGCAUCUGUCUUUGGACUUUUGAGCUCUUCUUUUUUGUUGUUCCCAGAGCAAAGAGUGAAUACAGUCAAAAGAAGAAUCAAACAUUUAGUAGGUUUUUUUUUUGUGUGAUUUUAAAAUAACAGUAGCAACAGUACUCCAUGAUUUGGAAUGGACCAAGAUCUGAUCCUCUUUCACAUGCUAUCACACACCUGGAGCUGGGCUGUCACUGUAGGCACUGUGGGCCACUGACUCCCGGGAGCACCAAUCCUCCCCAAUGAAGCCGACCUGGUGGGCCCGCCUGGCACAGCCCGGCCUGCUCGCCGCCUGGACCUGCAUAUGGCUGGUGCAGGGGUGCGGACCGGGCCCUGGGUACGGCGUACGGCCCAGGCCCAGGAAGCUCACGGCCAUGCACUACAAGCAGUUUUUCCCCAACUUCUCAGAGAACAACCUCGGGGCCAGCGGGAGGGCAGAGGGCAAGAUCACGCGCAACUCUGAGCGCUUCAAUGAGCUUGUGUGCAACUACAACCCGGACAUUGUCUUCAAAGAUGAGGAGAACACCAACGCAGACCGCUUCAUGACCAAGCGAUGCAAGGACUGUUUGAACCGUUUGGCUAUUGCAGUGAUGAACCAGUGGCCUGGGGUUCAUUUACGCGUGACAGAGGCCUGGGAUGAAGACGGCCACCAUCCUCCUGGCUCUCUGCACUAUGAAGGCCGGGCUGUGGACAUAACCACCAAUGACAGAGAAACAGAGAAGUAUGGUCUCCUCGCCCAGCUGGCUGUGGAGGCUGGCUUUGACUGGGUCCACUAUGAGUCCAAAUAUCAUAUCCACUGCUCGGUGAAAGCUGAUCACUCUGUGGCAGUGGAAAAAGGUGGCUGUUUCCCCGGCUGGGCCCGGGUGACUGUCGCUGGAGGGGGGCAGAAGAGCCUGUCAGCGCUGGUUCCUGGGGACAGAGUCAUGGCCCUGUCCGGGACAGGCCAAGUGGUGUUCAGCCGAGUCCUCUUGUUCCUGCACCACGACCAAGAAAGCUGGUCUACUUUCCUGUCUCUGGAGACGGAAGAUGGCCACAGAUUGGCCCUCACCGCACAUCACUUGGUCUUUUUAGCCCCCCACUGCAGACUUGACAGCAGUGAGUACCAGGCUCACUUUGCUAUCAGAGCCAAAACAGGAGACUGUGUUCUGGUCCAUACAGCAGAGGGUCGUGUACGUCCGUCUCGAAUCAUCUCCGUUUCUGCAGAGGAGAGUAUGGGAGUGUACGCGCCUCUGACCGGAGCCGGGACGCUGUUUGUCGACGGGGUGCUUGCAUCCAGCUACGCACUGGUGGAACACCACAAUCUUGCACACUGGGCGUUUGGACCCGUGCGACUCCUCUUCUCAUUCAAUCAGCUACUAUGGGGGGAGACGACCGAAGAACAGCGGACCACUGACAGUGAAACAGCUUGCACUAAGACUUCCUUUGACUGUAGCACUUCAGCCGAGAAGGAGGGAGCAGGUGUAUAUGUGAAUAAUGGUAUUGUGAAUAAACAAGACAAUCUGAGUGAACCUCUGAGGAUGGAAGAGAAGCAUCUUUUGCAAAGACAGACUGCACAUGUGCACUGGUAUGCUAGAUUACUGUACAGUUUUGGAUGUAUCUUUUUAGACUCCAACAUAUUUCAUCCUUAAAAGCCUCCAAGUAUAAACUUAAUACAUGUCGUACAGCAGUUUUGAUACAUUUACACUUUCACUUCCUGUUCUCUCCUGCAAUAAAUUAAAAACAUUUGAAUGGCUUGCUUGUUUUUCCCUAUUAUUUGUUAGUAUAGUCUUUCACAUUUUCUUUAUAUAUAUACAGACACAGAUAGUCUGAGCAGGUUGAUGUAAAAAGGUAAUACCAAAAUCACUGUAUCAUAGUAUAUCUGUACAUCAAACUAUUUCUUUUAAUAGUUUUAGUUGUAUAUGUAGAAAAAUAUAUAUACACACAUAAUUAUAAUGGGGUUGGAACAAGAUUCCCAUCAACAAUAAAAUCUUUAUUUUUGUACUUUCUGAAUCAUAAUAUAUAGAUGUUUAAUUUUUUAUUAUACUACAUGUACUGUAUUUCCUCACAUGUUGUUUUUUAAUAUCUUGUCAUUAAACAAAUUAAGAUGUCAUUUUAUUGAGCAACACUACAUGCCAUUUUUUCAGAUCUGGAGUAAAAUUUGGUUUGUUAAGAUGACUUAUCUUUAGAUAUUUAUUUUUCUUUGGGGGAGGCUUUGCCAUGUUAAAGAUCAUUUCCAGGGCUCGUAGUUCAGCAUUAUGUGUUACAGGAAAUCCAGUCUAAGGGGCUGACUGGUUAAUAAAAAGCCCAGACAUACUUAAUAUUCCUCACACUGUGCCACCAACUUGACCUUAUCACAGGCACAGACUUUAUCAGAGAUUGGAGGGAGCAAACAGGUUCAUAAAAUCUUACAGGAGAUGGUUUCUUUAACAUCUAUGCAUCAAUUAGGGUCACAAGUAUUAUAGCUGAUAUUGGUGUAUUGAAUUGACAACUUUCUAAUUCAUCACAGCCCAUCUAUGCUCCAUGCCUGUGCAAGCUUGUACCAUACAUUUUGACAUGUAAUUCAUCAAAUGCUAAUAAACAUCUACCUUAAAUAUG